Messenger RNA from Candida albicans SC5314, 2697 nucleotides. Its product is annotated as CCR4-NOT core subunit. The record is from RefSeq and is a predicted model, not a curated record. Bases 1 to 2697 code for a protein of 898 amino acids. NCBI's taxonomy places the organism in Eukaryota, Fungi, Ascomycota, Pichiomycetes, Serinales, Debaryomycetaceae. The transcript has a single exon.
AUGCUGGAUAACGAUUCGGAAGAAGAUAUAGAAAGCUUUGAGGUCGACUUUACAGUUCCUGCGAAUGCGCCCACUCUGAGUUUAACUGAUCGACAUGACUUUAUUGCAGGACUACUCCAAUUGCCACCAGGAGACAAUAAUCUUACACAGCUAAUAUUUAAGACAAUUGCUUCAUUGUGUGAUCCUUUUACCCAACCGGAAGAGUCUGCAGAUUUUGUCCUAAGCGUUGAUUGCAUAGCAGAUUUGGCUAUAGCCGUUCUGUUCAAAUCGUACAUUGAAGAACAAAGUGCCGAUGACAUUCCAAUCGAAUCAAUUAAAUUUGAUAUUUCCACAAUUUUAUUCACAAUUUUAAGUAAAAUACAUGUCCUACUAAAUGCCGAUGAUGAGUUAGAAUUAAGAUAUGUUAACAAUGAUGAAAACCAUUAUAUGGCAAACUUGCACAUUUGGACACCAAACGAAAUCAUUGCAAGCAAUGACUAUAAUCUUAGACUACUUUAUUCGAUUACCUGUGUUGUGAUUUCAGCCAUGUACAAAUUAUUUAUUCCUAAAUCAGGUGAUUACAACUUGACUACAAAUCCUUACUUGCACUAUUUUCUCAAACUAUGGAAAUGUCACACUAAUAUCAUAAUUCUUGGAUUAGCAAUAGACAGAAGAAUUGAAUUUCUCAAUCUCGAAAAUGGCGAGAAUAAGGAAACACCGUAUAUAAUUCAGCAAACUCUAAAGGGUUCAAGCUCAAUACGGUGCGUUCUAGCCUGGAUACUAAACAAGAAUCCUUCGUCGGCGCCAGUAUUAGACGAUGAUUUGUCUAUACAUUCAGAACUGUCGUCAGAUAUAAAAAAUGAAACAGUUUUCAACUUCAUACAGCCUUUAGCCAGAAGCAACAGCAAUGGAGGAGCAAUACUGCUAGAUAUGAGGUUGGUUUCGAUCGCCUUGUUGAUGCUAUAUUCGGGAACAUCGUUCACAGCGGGGGCUCAUCAAGUCAACGAGAAACCUUCAAUUAAUCAAGAGCACGCCAGUAGAAGACUAAAUCAAUCCACAAAAAUAUCAGAGGUGGGUGACAUACUAAUUGACUUGGAAUAUGCUGACAGAUUUGAUGAAGAUAUCAAGUACAUGCUUGAAUGUGAAUUGUAUGACGAUGCAGAAGACGACAAAUAUAAUGAAGCUAACAGCAAGAAACUAUUCAAAGCUGAGUUAAGGAGGGGGGCAAAAGGUGAAGAUGUCUCUAUAAUACCAUCUGAGAUUACAGAAAGUCUUAUUGUACCUGAACUUGAGUUUGACGAUUUGGGACGAGAUUGGCGAGAUAUUACUCGAGGAGGAAAUAAUGAAUUUAAUGAUCUGUUCUUAGCUAAGCUUAAAGAAUUUGAAGCAUUACCAAACAAGAGUGAUUCGGAUGACUUUUUUGCGUUAUGGGACGAAUUGUACCAGGCACUUGAAUUUUUAAGUACAAAUUCUAUUGAAGGAAAUUCUCAGGCCGAAUGUAAAAUUGGACAAGUGAUAAUCAACACGAUAGCAAAGUCUAUUCUAGACAACAAAGAAAAGAGAGAUUCAUCAAUAACGCCGAUGAAAAUUUAUCAAUUUUGGACGUCUCUGGCUAGCAUGGAAGCAAUCAGGAUAACACAAGAAGAUAACAAUAAGAUGAUUGCACCUAUCUUCAGCGUUACAAAAUUUGAGUUGUUUUUCCAUAAUAACCCACUGCUUGCGAGAGCAGCAAUGGACGAAAUGUUAAUGUGUGAAGGUCAUAGAAAGUUGCUCAUUUGGUUUUUGACCCAUAUAAUGAAUCUAUCGAUUUCAUUAGUGGACUACGUUUAUGAAUUGGUAAGCGGCCUUCGUGGCACUAAAGAUAUAACUUUUCCUUACAAGUUUUCCAGAAAGGGAGGAAAAGUACACCUAAGCGAAAUUGAACAGCUGAUGGUUUUGCAUGAGUUCUUGGGCAACAGUGCUGAUUAUUUGUCAGCAACCGAUGGGAUCGAUGUACACGAUGGCUAUCGAGUCUUCCUAGCAGAAUCAAUUGCAAAGAAGCUUUUGUCUGUACUAUGUCUUAUGAUCAACCAUUUAAUUCAGAUGGGUAUUAUAGAUUUGUCUGGAAACAAGUCCGAUCAUCUCCAUGAUUAUACAAAUGAGUUGCAAGUGUUGCUUAUAAAUUGGAUUGGCAAAGUUCCAGAGGCAAGGAGAUUAUUUUUCAAGAUUAAAAAUGGCAAUACUGAAAAUAAAAAGGCAACUAACAGUUUUGAUACGACAGUUUCAAAAGAGGAUGAAAUAAACUUGUUUGAAAAAUAUGAAAAAGCUACAACUGAAGAAAUCAGCACGGACUUAGCUAAAAAUUUAAAAAAUAAAAGGAUCAUCGAGUCGUUUGCAAAAAGAAUUGAAUGUCAUCUAGAAGCUGUGUUAAGCCAAAGCGGAGAAGCACCAAAGUUGGAAGAAAUAAAUGACGACUUCAGAUAUUUCCUAACCAACUUUAACACGUUAUGUAAAGUCGACUAUCUUGCAGAAACUCUUUUUGGGAAAUUUGAACCAGUUAUCUCAUCAGGGUCGAUAUCGAAGUUGGAUGCAACUACAGAAAUUGACGAGGGCUUUGACGCAGAGUUUAAUACAGAAUUCCUAAAUGGAGAAGGUAGAUUUGAAAAAAAAGAAACAGCAAAGCCACAGAAUGGUUCUAAAAAGAAAUCAAAAAAGAAGAAAAAAUCCAAAAAGAAGUAG